AUGGGCGCCCUGCUCUCGACAGCCCGCUCCCUUCUCAACCUCCUCCUCCCAUUUACGAACCCCAACACCCCCGUUAUUCAAGACCUAAUCCAUACCGCCGUCCUCUGCGGCACCCUCUAUUACGCGCCUCAAAUAGCCGAAUACUAUAACGUCUGCCGCAAUCCUCCCGUCUACAUCGACGAUACCCAGCAGACCGGCUCCGAGCAAGACAAUGCCGCGCUAGGAAACCCCCCAGACGACAUCCCAAUCGACGAGAAUCUCGUCCUACAGCCGGACACGGACGAUGGCGAGGAGGUAGAACCGCCGCCGCUGGCACCCACUCCGCCGCCGGGUCAGGCUCGUGCUCCUCCUGCAGAACCCGCAGUUUGGGGAGGUGUCAACGGCGAUGACCAGCCGCAAUUUGCUGAAGCAGGUCCGGCGAACGCAGACCGUCCCCGCCCAACACCAGCAAACCGCGUAGUCGGCGCCAAGAAAGCGAAAUCCCUCGCCCGCAAAGACCAGCGCCGCGCAUACCACGAGUUCCACCGGCAAGAAGCCGAGCUACGGCGGCUCCGUGAAGCUGAAGGCCGUGAAGAACGGGAAGCCGCGCUACAAGCUGAGAAAGCACGAAGAGCGGAGGUCGAGCGCGAGAUCGCUGAAAGGGAGAAGUCGGAAAGGGAGCGCAAGAAGGAAGAAGAGCGGAGAGAACAAGAAGAAGAGCGGGAGAGAAGAGACCGAGUGGUGCAGAGGGUGAGGAGAGAAGUUGGGGGUAAAGGUGCCGUAGAUCUGGUGGACCUUGCAUGGGAGGAGGGCAAGGACAAAGUGUGGAUUGAGAAGUUGAUAAGGGCGUCAGGCAUGCUCUCACAAGUGGAGAAGGCGGGUUCGCAUACUAUGAUCACGGGCGAUGGAUGGUUGGUAAGGAUUGACGCGGUCCUCAUGCAGAAGGCGUAUGCGGACGCGGUGGCUUUCGGAGAUUCAAACGAAGGGAAGGUCAGCUUCUCCGAGCUUGGCGGCAUCUUGGAGAAGGCCGUGCGAGCUAGGGUGAAGGCACUGGCGCAUUGA
Messenger RNA from Trematosphaeria pertusa, 1041 nucleotides. RefSeq lists its product as uncharacterized. The record is from RefSeq and is a predicted model, not a curated record. Bases 1 to 1041 code for a protein of 346 amino acids. NCBI's taxonomy places the organism in Eukaryota, Fungi, Ascomycota, Dothideomycetes, Pleosporales, Trematosphaeriaceae. The transcript has a single exon.